GUUCUUUUGCAUCAUUCAUGGCCACUAAAUUAUAACUGAAUCUGGGAAUAUGCCGUGACCCGACCUUGGGAAUAUGACCUCAAGUGCUGCAGUGAGGCACUAGUAUGUCAAAGAAAAAUUGGGAAAAAUGCCAGUAGAAGCUAGUCAGGAUCAGUUUUGUUAUUUCUCUUUAGUGGAUAAGGACAUUAGGGAAGGAAGAAGGCCACCCUGACAGUGUAAUUACAGCCGGCUCUAUUUCCUAGCUUUUCUGAUGGAAAGGGGGGUGACCAAAGAGAAGCAUAAAAAGGUUGGGUUGAGUCCUUACUGGUUCCAAAGGGAAAGGCGCUCAGAGGAACGAAAUUAUGUUGUUGCUAUGUUUACAUUCGCAGUUUCAUCUCAGCUUGCACACAUCUGUCAGUUCACAGAAUUUAUCUUCUUGUAAAAUUUACAGAAAUAAUUUUCAAAUUGAUGAUAUUUGAGUAAAAGUUUGUCAUUAAAUAAUGCAUCAAGUUUACUUGUAAAUAUCAUAAAGUAGCAUAUCCCUAACUUAGUAUGACUUAAAGUGGAAUUCUCUGUUGACGCAGGAUUUUGAGAGGGUUGUGUGGCUGGGGAUUUGCAGUUGAGAUUACCCCAGCUUCCUCCCCCCUCCCACCUCAAAAUUUGUUCUAUUUCUUUCCAUCCAGUUGACCCAAAAUAUAGCCAUCAUAGCACAUCUUCCCAAACACCAUUUCCUUCCAGGGAACUUCUGAUUAGUGAUUAUUGGAUUAGCUAGCUUUUGGCUGUUUUAACACCCACUAUCCAUGGUAGUGCAAUUACAAAUGUCAUGCCUGCUAUUGUACAUUUUUAAUGGGAGGUAUUCCUGUAGCUCCGCUUCAAAGGGGUAAGGGCAUUCCUGAAUUUCCUCAAAUGUUGACGACUGAAUUUCAAGGUGUUCAUCAUCCUCCUGAACAAGGAAUUCCCACCAUGAUUACAUGGAACUAUGGUGGGAACAAUUUGGCUGUGGAGGGUUCUUGGGACAAUUGGAAAUCUAGGAAAUCACUACAGAGAUCUGGUAAGGAUCAUUCAGUUCUUUUGGUCUUGCCAUCAGGCAUAUACCGGUACAAGUUCAUCGUUGAUGGUGAACCGAGAUAUAUCCCAGAUCUUCCAUUCAUAGCUGAUGAAAUGGGCCAUGUUUGUAAUCUUCUUGAUGUUCAUGACUAUGUGCCAGAAAAUUUGGACAGUGUGGCUGAGUUUGAGGCUCCGGCUUCCCCAGAAUCCAGCUAUGAUCAAGCAUUUCCAGCUGAGGAAGAUCUUACGAAGGAACCAGUGGUUAUCCCACCACAGCUGCAACUGACUGUCCUUGGCAUGGAGGAUUCAAAUGACGAUUCUCCAAAGCCUCGACAUGUUGUACUUAACCACCUUUUUAUAGAAAAAGGAUGGGCCUCACAAUCUAUGGUUUCCCUGGGACUGACUCACAGGUUUGAGUCUAAAUAUGUGACUGUUGUCCUAUAUAAAUCACUUAAAAGGUAAAUCUACCACGCCAUUAACUUGCCUCUGUAAAGAACUUGCUUCCUUUAAUCUCACACUUGUUUUGUUAAGUGUUCUGAUGUUUUAUUAUGUCAUGAUGCUUAUGACGUUGUUUGUUCGAGUUUUUCUGGUUAAUGGAAAUGUUCACUUCCCUACGGUUA
Rosa rugosa (rugosa rose) is the source of this 1646-nucleotide messenger RNA. RefSeq names its product SNF1-related protein kinase regulatory subunit beta-1. The transcript is spliced from 4 exons. Bases 826 to 1488 code for a protein of 220 amino acids. Lineage: Eukaryota; Viridiplantae; Streptophyta; Magnoliopsida; Rosales; Rosaceae. The record is from RefSeq and is a predicted model, not a curated record. Gene Ontology annotation, molecular function: protein binding.